Molecule: messenger RNA, 291 nt
Organism: Dichomitus squalens LYAD-421 SS1
Lineage: Eukaryota; Fungi; Basidiomycota; Agaricomycetes; Polyporales; Polyporaceae
Exons: 4
Coding region: 1-291 (96 amino acids)
Source: RefSeq, a predicted model, not a curated record
AUGUCUACGCCUGACAACAAUCUCACCGGCGAUACUGAGCCCCGACAGCUCGAGACAGAGGCUACACCGACGGACCUCCAGGACGCUGGAAGGGACCGGACAGACGACAAUACGGCUCCGGAUAGAAACGUGAAGCCGGCUCCGCAAUCCUCGGGUUCAACGAAGUCAACCCUAGAGUCGGACUCCACGCCUGAAUCUCCGACAAGCGACGAUGACGACGACUUCAUUCGCCGCGGCAAAGUAACGCAUACUGCGGUCGGCGGCGGCAAGACAGGCGGUCGUCCUCGCUGA